AUGGCAGCCACUCAAGAUUUGACUAUGAGAAUGAUCCCAUUCUUGGAUCGUCAUCUCGUUUUCCCUCUCAUCGAAUUUUUGGAACUCAAAGAAGUUUACGCUCCCCAAGAAUUGCUCCAAGCCAAGUACGACUUGUUCAAGAGCUCCAACAUGGUUGAUUUCGUGUUGGACCUCUACAAGAAGCUCCACAAGACCGAAGAAGCACCCAAGGAGUUCACCGACAAGCGAGAAAACGUCUUGUCCAAGAUGGAAGAUUUGAGGACCAAGGCUCAAAAGGUCAUGGACGUGCUCGAGAAGCCUGAAGUCAUUGCUGCUCUGCGUCAAGAUAAGGCACAAAACUUGCAGUAUUUAAAGGAAAACUACAAGUUUACCGAUGAUUCCAUCAACAUUUUGUACGAGUUUGGCCAGUUCCAAUACAACUGUGGUGAUUACGGAGGUGCCGCUGACUAUCUCUACCAUUUCCGCGUUUUGUCCACUGAUGCCGAGCGUUCUCUCUCUGCUACAUGGGGAAAGAUGGCAGCCGAGAUUUUGACGGGUAAUUGGGACGCUGCUUUGGAAGAAAUGCAAAAGUUGAGAGAAGCCAUUGAUUCAAAGAACUUUACAUCACCUCUUCAGCAAUUGCAGCAACGCACUUGGCUCCUUCACUGGUCCUUGUUUGUGUUCUUCAACCACCCCAAGGGUCGCGACGGCAUUGUCGACAUGUUCCUCACUCCUCAAUAUAUCAACACCAUUCAGACGUCUUGCCCAUGGAUCUUGCGUUAUCUCGCCACAGCUGUUGUCACCAACAAGCGUAGAAAGAACCAAAUGAAGGAGUUGGUCAAGAUCAUUGAGCAAGAAGCAUACGAAUACAAGGAUCCCGUCACCGAAUUUGUUGAAGCCCUGUUUGUCCGCUUCGACUUUGAAGGUGCUCAAAAGAAGCUAAAGGAGUGCGAGGAUGUGUUGAGCAACGACUUUUUCUUGGCUGCUACUCACGAAGACUUUAUGGAGAGUGCCAGACAAUUCAUCUCUGAGACAUACUGCAGAAUUCAUCAAAAGAUCGACAUCAAGGAAAUGUCACAAAGACUCAACUUGUCUCAAGAGGAGGGCGAGAAGUGGAUUGUCAACUUGAUCAGAGACACUCGUGUUGAUGCCAAGAUUGAUUUCGAGGAAAACACUGUCAUCAUGAACACACCAAUUACAUCUGUCUACCAGCAAGUCAUUGAACGCACAAAGGGCCUCUCUUUCCGAUCACAGGUACUUGCUACAGCCAUCAAGAGACGUGAAGUCCAAGUAGCACAAAAUGCUUCUCAUGAAGUCUCUGCUUAA
Messenger RNA from Mucor velutinosus, 1305 nucleotides. RefSeq lists its product as uncharacterized. Gene Ontology annotation, molecular function: translation initiation factor activity. Gene Ontology annotation, biological process: translational initiation. The transcript has 5 exons. The coding region runs from base 1 to 1305 and encodes 434 amino acids. The record is from RefSeq and is a predicted model, not a curated record. Gene Ontology annotation, cellular component: cytoplasm; eukaryotic translation initiation factor 3 complex; nucleus. NCBI's taxonomy places the organism in Eukaryota, Fungi, Mucoromycota, Mucoromycetes, Mucorales, Mucoraceae.